UUAGUUUUAUAAAUGUAUGAAAAUUUUGAGCAAUAAUCAUUACUAAUAAUCAAAUUAUAAAUAAUAUAAUGUAAUUAAUGUCUAUUAAAAUUAUAAUAAGUAUCUAAAAUGGCAGCUUUAAUGAAAAAACGAGUCCUUGCAGAAUUCAAUCAAAGCCAAGUUGUAACCGGAGAGCCUCCAAUAAAACGUCUCCGAACACUGCGAUUACAAUCAACAAGCAGCACAAAAAAUGGCUCUGACGGUUGUUCAGCUCUGGCUUACGUAGAGUGCUUAGAAAAAUGCAAAGGUGGAAAUGACGCGUUGCAAUUACUUGUCCGAAUAUCCGACACUUUAUCCCGGAUGUCAUCCGAAGACGUACCUCUAACAGUCACUAAAUUAAUAGAGCGCUUCGGAAUAGAAACAGAAGCGGCAGUGAGAGCAAAAAUUCUCUGGGUGCUAGCAGAGCUCGGAGAAGUGACAACUCAGUCCUCGGAAAAGGUACGAAUAAUCGAAGAAACUUCUCGUUUGUUAAAAAACGAAGAGUCACAUCGCGUGAUAAGUCAAGGCUUGUCCACAUUACUAAAACUUGGAGAUUAUCACCGACUAGGAGUGUUGAAAAUCGCCCGAGAACAUUUAUCAGACACGUGGCAUGGAGUACAGACGCGCUGCUUGUCAAUAAUCGGACGUUAUCUAUCACUAAACUCAAAUGACGACACCUUGGUGCUAGUAAGUCACUACGCAAGGUCCCAGGAUCCAAGAGUGCGAGCAGCAGCGUUUGAAACAAUGGCUGAGCUUCAUUCCGAGCGUGGCUGUCGUCUAACUCCUAAUUUUUUCACAGAAGCCUGCAGUGCGCUGCGUGAUGAUUAUGAGAUAGUAAGAAGAGCUGUUCUUAAGCUGAUCUGGAUGCUUGGUGUGGAAUAUCCAGAAGAAAUAAUCGUUGGCACUGACGGUGAAGACACGCGCAUGAUAGACAGCGCGUUUUCCAAACUCUGUGGUCUGAUUGGUGAUUUAUCACCGCGAGUCCGUGCCACGGCGAUGAGCCUGAUGGGAGCGAUGAAAAACGUGUCCAGCAGAUACAUCGAGCAGGCUCUGGAUAAAAAGCAGAUGCGCGUUGAAGACGAGGGCUCUGAAAUAGAGGAGCGCAGUGCUUCCUGCGGAGCUUUUAUCCACGGACUUGAAGAUGAAUUUCUAGAAGUUCGUACUGCAGCUGUAGAGUCACUCUGUACUUUAUCUCUAGAGCGGCCAGCUAUCGCGCGAAUCGCUUUGGACUUCAUGGUCGACAUGUUCAACGACGAGAUCCAGGAUGUUAGAAUAAAAGCGAUUGAGUCGCUAAGAAAAAUGUCUACGAGUGUCACGCUUCAGGAAGAUCAGCUGGAAACUAUUUUAUGCGCGCUGGAAGACUUUUCUGAUGAAGUCAGAGAAGGUUUGCAUGCGACCCUAGCUGCCAGCCGUCUUGCUACCAGGAACUGCCUUCAUAUGUGCGUCAAUAGGUUGAUUGAUAACUUAACGAGGUACCCGCAGGACAAGGACAGCAUCAGAAGUUGUCUGGCAGCUUUGGGAGCUUCUCAUCCAUAUUUGACUUUGCCAUUGGUACCGCAAUUGUUAGGAAGACACCCAUUUUUUGACACACCGGAGCCGGAUGUGGAUGACCCCUCGUAUGCGAGUGUCCUGGUACUGAUAUUUAAUGCGGCUUUGCACUGUCCGAGCAUGCACGCGCUUUUUUCGGAGCACGCUGCGAAGCAUUAUCACUACUUGAGAGACACUAUGCCGCAUUUGGUGCCACGUUUGAGACCAGCGUUGACUCGAGCGCCUGGUAUUGAUGUGAAUGAUGAGAAAGAUGAGAAGAGCAGUGAUAAAAGAGGCCAGGAGUUCUUGGAAAGAAUGGUCGCUGGAGUUGAAAACGCGAGACCUGGUGGUAAAGUUUAUGUACAACUACUGGAAGCUGCUGCGGUUGAUCUUGAUAGACUCGCGGAAAUGGAUAGGAAGAUGGAAGGUGCAGCUCAUUUUACUGCGCUUUAUGUCAGGUGUCUUUUGUUACUGCGGUCUGUGGUUAAAGAGAUAACUGAAUCACAAACAGAGGCGACGCCAAUAAGCACACUGCCUUCGACUAAUAGUAAUAUUUUGUUGUUGUUGAAAAAUGUUCAGCAGCUUCAGCAUUUGUUUGUAGGACUAGAAGAAAAUGAAAUAACUCUCGCUACCGACGUUUGGUUGAAAGCUUUGGCUGUCGAGUUGAUAAGAAUUACUAAGAGCGCAACAGGUAGCGCGUUGCCUCUGGCAAGACAAUUUUUAUCUGAAGCUGAUUCGUUGCCACAAGAUACGUCAAAGCUGCCUCCAUUUUCACGAGCGUUAGUAAUGGAAAUCCCUUCUAUGGCAGACGCUAAACCUGGAUCUCUGUCGAGAUUAUUAUUACCUCUUUUGACAACGUUGCCAGCUCGUGGAGAAGAACGAUUGCCCAGGCCGUCAGUAUCUACUAAAUUAUGUCGAGCAAUUAUUGAGGAACCAAGAGGAGACGCCGAUGCUGCUUUAAAAUUCACAGGAGGACUUAUUCUAGGUAUCCCGCUUACGGCUAAAAUAUUAAACCUACGAGACCCAAGUACUAUCAGAAUAAAACUGCGACAUCCGGAUCAACAAGUACAAUUAUUGCUGCCUAAAAAAGCGGAUCUGAGACCACAAAAUAGCGAAGGUACGGAUUACAGAUUGAAGACAACUGUUUUAUUGUCUCACCAGGUCUGGAUGGAAGCUUGCAAUGUUGAAGUCUCUAUAGCUCUUCUUGUGUCAUCUUCAAAUACUUCAACAUACUCACCGAAUGAUGAUCCAUAUAUUUUGGAACUGUGUAAACCAACUAAGGUGUCAAUUGCGCCUAAACCUAUCAAAAGAGCUAUAUAAAAUAAUUCUGUAUUGUUUUAAUUCAAACUUAUAUAAUAAAAUAUAUAGUAAUUAAUUUUAAUGU
Cotesia glomerata is the source of this 2929-nucleotide messenger RNA. It is a transcript of the gene IntS4, whose product is annotated as integrator complex subunit 4. Gene Ontology annotation, biological process: snRNA processing. Gene Ontology annotation, cellular component: integrator complex. The record is from RefSeq and is a predicted model, not a curated record. The transcript has 3 exons. Lineage: Eukaryota; Metazoa; Arthropoda; Insecta; Hymenoptera; Braconidae. Bases 109 to 2865 code for a protein of 918 amino acids.